AUGGAUACCACCCUGAGAAUGAUCAAUAGUUCAAGGUUUCAAGUGUCUGAGUUCAUCCUGAUGGGGCUCCCAAGCAUUCAUGAGUGACAGCACUGGCUCUUCCUACCCCUGGCUCUCCUCUAUGUCUUAGCUGCUGGUGCCAAUCUCCUCAUCUUGAUCACCAUCCAACGUGAGCCUUCUCUGCACCAGUCCAUGUACCAUUUCUUUGGUAUCCCGGCUGUAGUGGACAUUGGCCUGGCCACCAUCAGCAUGCCCAAGAUCCUGGCCAUCUUCUGGUUUGAUGCCACAGUCAUCAGCUUUCCUCAGUGUUUUGCUCAGAUUUAUGUUAUCAACUCUUUUAUGGGCAUAGAGUCAGGCAUUUUUCUCUGCAAGGCUGUGGAUAAAUAUGUAGCUAUUUGCUAUCCCCUUCAGCACCCCUCCAUAGUCACUAAAGUUUUUGUGAUAGUCACAAUAUCUAUGAUACUCAGAAAUUUUCUGUUGACCAUUCCACUGCCUAUAUUGGCUGCCCAGCGACACUACUGCUCCAGAAAUGAGAUUGAUAACUGCCUGUGUUCUAACUUGGGUGACAUCAGUCUUGCCUGUGAUGACAUUACCAUUAAUCAGUUUUAUCAGUUGGCCUUGGCCUGGGUUAUAGUUGGGAGUGACAUGGGUUUGAUCUUUACUUCUUAUGCUUUGAUUAUUUGCUAAAUGAUGAGGUUGAACUCUGCUGAAGCAAUAUCUAAGGCCCUGAAUACCUGCAGCUCCCAUCACAUCCUCAUUCUCUUUUUCUACAUUGCCAUUGUUGUUGUAUCUGUCACCCAUCUGGCUAGAGGAAGAUUUUGCUUUGUCCCUAUUCUACUCAAUGUGCUGCACAGUGUCAUUCCCCCAGCCUUGAACCCUAUGGUGUAUGCUCUUAGGAACCGGGAGCUGAGAGUGGGCUUCCAGAGGCUACUGGGUUUGGAUGAGAAUGUGUCCAGGAAGUGA
Molecule: messenger RNA, 963 nt
Organism: Phyllostomus hastatus (greater spear-nosed bat)
Lineage: Eukaryota; Metazoa; Chordata; Mammalia; Chiroptera; Phyllostomidae
Product: olfactory receptor 688-like
Biological process (GO): G protein-coupled receptor signaling pathway
Cellular component (GO): membrane
Molecular function (GO): olfactory receptor activity
Source: RefSeq, a predicted model, not a curated record